AUGAAAUUCAUGUAUACAGUGAUACUAGUUAUUUAUAUGCUUUAUUUUAAUACAGUUACAUGUUUAUUGCCUCCUAAAUUUCAAUGGAAAGUUAUAGAUUUUGCAUGGGAAGCUUCUGCCCGUGAAGCAGCAUUAAGCACAGGCGCAUACGUGCCUGAAAAUAAUCUACCUUCCGGUAUAGCAAGGUGGAAAGAUAAACUAUUUAUUACUAUUCCACGGUGGAAAACAGGCGUUCCAGCGUCCUUGAACUAUAUUUUCGUAAACGGGAACCAAUCACAACCGCUAAACCCAUACCCCAGUUGGGAGGACGCGUUCGUCUCGAACAAGGCCUGCUGCGUCAGCUCCAACAGUACCGUCGUGUCUGCGUUCAGGGUGCACGUGGACACUUGUGAUAGGUUGUGGGUAGUUGACAAUGGAGUUGCUGAUAUGUUCAGUAACGUGAAACAGGUCACGCCUCCAGCAAUCGUAAUAUUUGAUUUGAACUCUAAUACUUUAAUUCACCGAUACGAACUGCCAGAUGAUGUGAUCAGAGAUUCGUCAGUUUUAACCGGCGUAGUGGUAGAAACAAUAGGAAAAGGCUGUGCCGACUCAUACGCCUACAUACCCGACAUGGGGUCGAAUUCGUUAAUAGUAUAUAGCUUGAAGCACAACGAUGCUUGGAGAGUGGAGAACCAUUACUUCCAUUUCGAUCCACACUCGAGCGUCUUCAGAGUCGGCAGGGUUGAGUUUUACUGGAGCGACGGGGUUUCUUCAGCUGUUUUGGCCCCGGGGAAGAAAUCUUCUGGUCAUCGAGACUUGUACUUCCACCCGACGUCGAGCACAAAACAGUUUCGCAUGUCGACUAAACUGUUGCGCGAUAGAUAUGUACCGAAGGAGAUUUUGUUCAAUGCAGCCGAAAUUUUGGGCGAAAGAGGUCCAUUAUCUCAAGCGACGGCAGCUGACCUCGAUCCUCAUAACAAUGUUAUGUUUUAUGCCCAGUUAAACAAAAAUGGUGUAAGCUGCUGGAAUAUGGAGAGACCUCUUACUGUAGAAAAUGUUCCGCUCAUUCUCAGUGAUUGUACGGUAUUGGAAUUUCCUAACGAUUUAAAGGUAGAUCAAGAAAGUAAUCUGUGGGUAUUGAGCAAUAGACAAUCAAGAUUUCUCUACGAAUCCAUAGAUAGCAGAGAGGUUAAUUUUCGAAUUCUGACAGCGCCGACAAUAAAGCUAAUACAGGGGACACCUUGUGAAAAAAUGUCGACCAUCGACAAAGCUUUGAGUUUGAUUAGGCCAAAGUCAAAAACGAAAUAA
Messenger RNA from Zerene cesonia (dogface butterfly), 1287 nucleotides. Its product is annotated as L-dopachrome tautomerase yellow-f-like. Gene Ontology annotation, cellular component: extracellular region. The transcript is spliced from 8 exons. NCBI's taxonomy places the organism in Eukaryota, Metazoa, Arthropoda, Insecta, Lepidoptera, Pieridae. Bases 1 to 1287 code for a protein of 428 amino acids. The record is from RefSeq and is a predicted model, not a curated record.